AAUUUUGUUGACAUUUUUCUUUAUAUCAUAUUAUCUUCUUAAUUCUCUUAAUUAGUUCCAUCUUGUUCCUUGCUUCACCAGCCCAAGUCACAGCAUUCAUUCAUUGUUCCUUCAGUGUUGCAUCUAAGAUCACUCAGAUUAUCUCUGUGGCUAAAGUUUUGAAGUUAAUAAACUUAGGAAGUUUAAUUAAGAUGAAUGUUACAAAUGUGAAUGAGUAUGAAGCAAUUGCAAAGGAAAAAUUGUCCAAGAUGUUUUAUGACUACUUUGCAUCAGGAGCAGAAGAUCAGUGGACUUUGAAAGAGAACCGAAAUGCAUUCUCAAGGAUUUUGUUCAGGCCGCGGAUUCUUAGGGAUGUAAGCAAGAUAGAUUUGACAACAACUGUAUUAGGCCUCAAAAUAUCAAUGCCUAUCAUGAUUGCUCCUACAGCCGGCCAAAAGUUGGCUCACCCUGAAGGUGAAUACGCUACUGCUAGAGCAGCAUCAGCAGCUGGCACAAUCAUGACACUAUCCUCAUGGGCUACUUCAAGUGUUGAGGAGGUUGCUUCAACCGGACCUGGCAUUCGUUUCCUCCAAAUAUAUUUGUUUAAAGACAGAAAUAUGGUUACUCAACUUGUUAGAAGAGCAAAAAAUGCUGGUUUCAAGGCAAUUGUCCUCACAGUAGAUUCUCCAGUUCUUGGUCGUAAGGAGGCUCACAUAAAAAACAGAUUUACACUGCCAUCAUACGUAAGAAUGAAGAAUUUUGAAGGCCUGGAUCUUGAAAAGUUGGUUAAGCACUCUGCCCAUACGUCUGCUGUAAAUGGCCUAUAUGACAAAUCACUCACUUGGAAGGAUGUAAAAUGGCUUCAAACUAUCACCUCAUUGCCAAUCAUAGUGAAAGGCGUACUUACUGCGGAAGAUACUAGGUUAGCUAUACAAGCUGGAGUUGCUGGAAUCAUCGUUUCCAACCACGGUGGUCGCCAACUUGACUAUGUCCCGGCAACAAUUAUGGCUUUGGAAGAGGUUGUCCAAGCUGCAGAAGGAAGAGUCCCCGUCUUUAUGGAUGGUGGAGUCCGCCGAGGGACAGAUGUCUUUAAGGCAUUGGCUCUUGGAGCAUCUGGUGUAUUUAUUGGCAGACCUGUGGUGUUCUCAUUGGCGGCUGAUGGUGAAGCUGGUGUAAGAAAAGUACUUAAAAUGCUUCAUGAUGAGCUUGAAAUAACCAUGGCACUUUGUGGUUGCUGUUCACUUAAGGACAUAACUCGUGACCAUGUUGUCACAGAGUGGGAUCGCCCAAGAAUUUCUCCAAGGUUGUGAGAUCUGUACUUUUUAGUGUUGGAGCAUGAGUAGGGGUACUCAUCAAGAAAUUGAUUGUAACAGAGUUGAGAUCAGUUUAAGAGACUUACAUUUUCUCAAUUGACAUUCAUCCAUACACCGAACUUAUGAUGAAUUUGUUAAUCACAUACUUCAGAGAUUUGAUUAUCUAGUAUCAAUUGUUAUUUUAGGACAAUUAUCUACUAUCAAUUGUAUCAUAUCAUAUUUGGUCGAAUAACUACGUUAUCCAAAGUGACAUUAUUAUACUUUCUUUGUUUCAUACAAUUUACCUGGACAUCUCCAACUUAAGUUGGCAAUGUUCAAACUCAUGUUUUUACAUAAUAUAUGAAUUGAAUCUUUGAUUCGUA
Molecule: messenger RNA, 1654 nt
Organism: Medicago truncatula (barrel medic)
Lineage: Eukaryota; Viridiplantae; Streptophyta; Magnoliopsida; Fabales; Fabaceae
Product: (S)-2-hydroxy-acid oxidase GLO1
Exons: 13
Coding region: 192-1289 (365 amino acids)
Cellular component (GO): peroxisome
Molecular function (GO): FMN binding; (S)-2-hydroxy-acid oxidase activity
Source: RefSeq, a predicted model, not a curated record